Nematocida homosporus is the source of this 3729-nucleotide messenger RNA. RefSeq names its product regulator of nonsense transcripts 1. Lineage: Eukaryota; Fungi; Microsporidia. The transcript has a single exon. Gene Ontology annotation, biological process: termination of RNA polymerase II transcription. Gene Ontology annotation, cellular component: nuclear body. The record is from RefSeq and is a predicted model, not a curated record. The coding region runs from base 1 to 3729 and encodes 1242 amino acids. Gene Ontology annotation, molecular function: transcription termination site sequence-specific DNA binding; helicase activity.
AUGUCCAAAGAGGUCCAAUACGAGCGUUCAGUACGUAGUCCGCACAAGUCCGACAAAGAAUUAGCCGCUGAGACAGAAGACCGGUCCGAAGAACUUUCUUGGGAGAAUCGGAUUAAGAAAGCUAAAAUGUGCGAUAAUAGCGAUGAAUGGUGGCCGGGACAGGAGAUGCAUCCAUGCCAUGAACUAGCCGGUUUAAGAGAAGAGUUACUGCAGGGCAACGAACAAGCCUUUCUUUUUACAGCUGAGUAUCUUUGGUUAGAAAUUGCCCAAGAAAAAUCACAAGUCAGACCGGCCUUACGCUGGUUUAUUGAACAGAACAGGACAAUCAGACUAUCACAUCCAACUGCUCUAAUGGCCGUUGUCUUCUUCUUUCGGGAAGAGAGUGUUUUACAGGAAUGGAGUAUCAAAAACAUUUGUGAACUGCCAGAAGACUUUCCGAGUCUAAAGCCAGAUAGAGGCUUCUUUUAUAAGACGCAUUGCCAGAUAAGGCGAGGGUAUUUAUCGAUUAAGGAGAGUAGUUUUUUAAAAGGGAUGCUUAUCUAUGUAUGUUUAGGGGGACAAAUAGAUCCAAUGCAUAUGAAUUUAUUGAUGGGAAUUAUCAAAAACCAAGAUAUCUUAGAUUUGAACCUGAAAUUUUUUGUUUUUAAGAUAGUGAUGGGUUCUAUUUUUGAUUUAUAUGGUGAGAUAAGACCAGAAAUGAGAUAUAAUACUAGGUGUAAUUUAAUGGUUCAGGAAAUAAUUGAGGAGUUGUUUAGACAAAAGAUAGAGGACUUAUUGGGUACGGGUCGGCCGCAGUUACUGAGUAUUAAGAUCUUGCCUCUGUUCCCGGCCUGGGAGAUGCUUAAACUAGUGCUGCACUGUUCAGUAGCUAAAGGACAUAAGUUAGCUAUUAUUGAUCGGGCACGGAGUACUAGAAGUGCGCAUAUGGUUAGUGAUGCUGCAGCUGAGUUAGCUUGGUUGUACCAGCAGAAGGAAGUAUCUUUAGAGGAGAUUGCUAUGUACAGUACAUUGUUUGAGUAUGCUCUAGCCCAUGGUCCGGCCUUGUUUGUAGCUGAUUUAGCCGAACGAACAGUUGAUUGGGUAUUAGAAAGGCCAGAAUUACUAUCUAGAGAUGUAUGGUUGGUUUUAGAUAAGAUAGUUCCGAUUUGGAAGGCAAGAAUUAAGUUGAUUCCUGAUAUUGCUCUAGCUAAAUUCUUAUCUCUAGCCUUUUUAAAGAGUCCAGAAUGUAAUGUAAGUAAAGUAAGUGGAGUGAGUAGUGAUAGUCGAAGUGGAGUACUUAAACCGUACUUGGCAGCCAUUAUGACUACUGUACUUAAAGUCCUACCCAAUCUUAAGUUAGAGAGUUUAACUAGUGAUGAACAAGUGAUGGCCUUAUCUUUACUACCGGCUAAGAAGAGUUUGGAUUUAAACGUACCAUUAACUGCCUUGAUUCUACCCAUGCAAAGGAUAAGGACUUUUUAUGCCCAGACUAAACAAGUACCUAUUGGGUUAGAGAAGUUUUGUAGUCUGAUUGAGAAGUAUAUUGAGCGGCGGAUCUUUCCUGAUACAAUUGAGAUUUUAAAAGAGAUUGUGCACUUGCCGAUUGUUGAUCCGGUUUUAUCACAAAUUAAUUAUAUUAUCAUUCAAAUUGGGAGUAAAAUACCUGAUGACGUCAUUAACAAGCAAGAUUUAGCUUGGGUACAUGCUUUAGAUUUAUCUUGGAUUCAUUAUUUAGAUAUGCGUUUAGCUACUAAAUCUAAUCUUAAACAAACCAUUAUCAAAAAUAUUGUUGAUACUUAUCUUCAUCAGUAUAAAGUUACCAAACAAAUAGAUAGUAAUAUAGUUAGUCGUUUAAAACAAAUUGCGGCUGAGAAUAAUCUAGAAAAUCCGACUACAGCUGCUUCUUUGCAUAGAGCUAUCUCUCGGGUUGCUAUCAUUCAUGAUAAGCAUAAAGAAGUCCCCGAGACUCCCGUUCUGCCUAGUCCGACUCAAACUGUCCUGGCUAAUCCUAAGGUAGUUAGUAUUAUGGAUGAGUCGGUGGUUUAUAAACGUGAAGAGAUCUAUACGAACGUGAAAAUGCUUCAGGCGAUGGUUUAUGGUGAGUACAAGGAGAGUGGCCGACCCCAUCAGUCUUCUUUCUUAUCUUUUGAGGAGUACUACCAUCUAUUUUCGCCACUGAUUAUCAAAGAAGCUUUAGCGGCCUGUGAAGAGUCUACUCCAGAUAAAACUCCUGUUUCUAUUGAUGGAGUUAUCAUUGCUAUCUCUUCGGAUGUUUCAGUAAGCAAAAUAACUGUUAUUGCUAAAGAUUGCACUUUGUUAUCAGAAAAAGAUGUAGUUGUUAUUUACAACCGGAAUACUAAAGAGUCUUUAGGCCGGGGUAUGGUUGAUAAAGAUAGAUUUGGUCCUCCUAAUGAGUUUUCAGUAACAAUUAAGCCUAUUUGUAUCAAUAGUAAUACACCGGUUAAACUAACAGUUGUUUCUAAUAUUGUGCCUGCUAUUCGUGAGUACGAUGCCCUGAUUAGAUUGCAAAAUCUAGCUCUUAAACCGCGUAUUCUUGAGCCUAAACAACCUAUCUAUCUCCCAGCCUUAGAAAUCUCUCCUGAUAUUCCAGCUGAUUACCGGGCUCUAGUUGAUAAACACUACAAUGGACUUAAUCCCAGCCAAAAAAGAGCCGUUAAAAAAUCACUCUGUCAUGAUAUCACGUUAAUUCAAGGUCCACCAGGUACAGGUAAGACCAAAACUAUCUCUUCAAUCAUUUCCCAAUCUCUACUGCGUAAAUGGCGGGUCCUAGUUUGUGCCCCAAGUAAUGCAGCCGUAGAUAUGUUAAUUGCCACGGCUAUGAAAUGGACUAGCACGACUUACGCAGUCAAAUGGUGCCGGACUGGAUGUCGGGGUGAAGAUAAUCCGACUGCUUUUUCUUCGGCUAAUCUUAUCUUCUCAACUCUUUCUAUGGUCGGAUCUUCACUGUUUAAGCACUUAAUCUUUGAUAUUCUGAUUGUAGAUGAAGCUUGCCAGGCCACUGAGCCCAGUACUUUAAUUCCUUUACGUACUAAGCCCAGUCGGAUUGUUCUAGUUGGUGAUCCUAAACAACUACCUCCUACUGUUAUCUCUGGCAAUUCAGACUUGGCUAAAACUCUCUUUGAAAGACUUUCCAGUACAAUCCAGCCCUGUUUACUUGAUACGCAGUACCGAAUGCACUUGCUUAUCUCUAAAUUCUCCAGCCAACAAUUCUACAACAAUAUGAUUAAGAAUGGAGUUACUCGUGACUCUUUUCUUCCUAUUGUGCUUAUCAAUACUAAUGGCACAGAAGAAACACAAAAUACAACCGAUAUAAUCAAUAAGACAGAAGCCCGAUUAGUGCAAAAACUAGCAAGUAUACUUUCUGGUCUUUACAAGUCAAUAGGUGCUAUUACUCCUUAUAAGGGUCAGUCUUUAUUGAUUACUUCACUACUUAAAAACAAGUCGUUAACACAUAUAGAUGUAUCUACUGUAGAUGGGUUCCAGGGUCAGGAAAAAGACUGUAUCAUUCUUUCCACUGUUCGUACUAAACGGAUUGGCUUCCUUAAUGACACGCGGCGUAUGAAUGUAGCUAUUACUCGGGCUAAAUUCUCGCUGUUUAUUGUCGGUAAUGUAAACCUCUUAAAAACUGAGCCAACUUGGGCCAAUCUAGUGCAGUACUGCCAGCAAAACAAUGCCAUUAUAACCCAAGAAGCCGUCUUUAAGAUUCUGGCCCAAUAUACUAGCAAAUAA